Messenger RNA from Saccostrea echinata, 7307 nucleotides. Its product is annotated as ataxin-7-like protein 1. The transcript has 11 exons. Lineage: Eukaryota; Metazoa; Mollusca; Bivalvia; Ostreida; Ostreidae. The coding region runs from base 44 to 3010 and encodes 988 amino acids. The record is from RefSeq and is a predicted model, not a curated record.
UCGGGAUUCUCCGGAUUGGCAGAAAGCAACAAGAAAGUGCAAAAUGGCGACCCUGGACGAUAGUCCGUCGCUAUUUAUUGGCAAAUCUUGGUCCGAAUGGGCCGAAAAUGCCCCUUUGUCACCAUUAGAGGAACACGAGACUGUUGACGCCACAGAAAAGGAUGGCGAUGACACUGAUAGCAUGCGUUUGCCUUCCGAGGAUAUGCACAUGUUUGGAACCUGUCCAUCACAGGAUGAAUUUUACCUGGUCAUGUGUGAACGUUGUCAGAAGGUCAUCAAGCCACAGGCUUUCAAGAAACAUCUCUUUGAGCGACAUGGAAUCACAGAGUCUAGUGCUUCACCCUCAACAGAGCAAUCCUACCCCACAUCAAAGUUAUCCUCCCCUUCCAAAUUAACCUCCCCAACACGAACAAAUUUUAGAAUGGGACACUCUGUUCCCACAAAGGCAAGUGUUAAAGAGGUUCCUCCAUUGGUUAGUAAUGCCCAGAAAUUGGGUCUCAAUGCUAAGUUCAAGGGAUUGGAGAGGAGUCGAAGAAACCACUCCAUGCCUGUGGUUAAAGUUGAAAGAAUGGAAUUGAAAAGAGUGUCAUCACAACACUUUGAUCCUGUACCAAAAUCUCAGACUUCUCCUUCCUCUGGCUUAGCCAAUGGAAAUUCCAAAGACAGCUCAUUUGAAUUGACUGAUGUAAAACCUGUGAUUUCUGGGGUUGACCCCUCUGUCAGUGAUAAACCACUCAAAUCUCUCUCAACUGGUUCCCUGCCACAAACUACUGUCUCUCUAAACUGUGCAACUGUUACCAUGGCAACUACCACACUGACCACUGCCUCCACUUCUUGCUUAACCACCACGAAGUCAGUGGUAGGUACCACAACGAUGGCAACAACACAGUCUAGUAACUUGUCAAGUAGUAAAGGACUCGUAGGAGGCAGAGGCAGCCUCAGUAUGCCUAGUCUCUCUAGUUCACUAAACUCCAGCGGCUCAAGUUCUAUCUCAUCCGUGAAAAAGAAGCCAUUAAAGUUUGAGAAGCCAGAGAAAUUAAUUCCUUGCAAAGAUCGUGAGUAUGAUUGUAAUAAGCACUGUGGUGUGCUUGUAGAAGACACAGGAAAGUCUUGUACAAGGUCACUCACCUGCAAGACACAUGCACUUUCCUUGAGAAGAAAAGUACCAGGACGACGCAAACCAUUUGAUGAUUUACUGAAGGAACACAGAGAAGCCAAAGAGCUUUUGCUGAAACAGAAAGCUGAACAAAAGGCUGCUUUACAAGCAGCUGCUGAAAAGAAGGCUCAACAACUCAAGAACCCUCCAGUUAUUCCCCCUGGAAGCUCCCAGCUGGCUGCCCAUCUACUCCACCCCACACCUCUCCAGUCAUAUAAUGAUCAGCACAGGGAGAAAUCCUCUCAUCCCCCUCAGCUCUCACCAAAGAAAACUGCCAAACCUCCCCAGAAGCUUAGUACCUCUCUCCAGCAAAGGUCCAGUCUCUCAAGUCUUCACUCCCCUCUGCUGUCCCCCACAAAGGAUGAACCCGGUGGUGGCCCCUCGCUGGAUGGCCAUGAGCGCCUGAGCGAUGGGGAGGGGGAAGAGGAGGAGGGAGAUAAAUCAGACAGUUCAUUUAUUCCACACCAUCCCCGACCAGCAGCAAUGUGUACAUUUGGAGGCAGGCUCCACACAAUAGGGGGGCGAAGGAGUUAUGUGUUUGGUCGUAAAACUGACAUUCUUAGGGCAGCAUUCCUUAAUGUACUUGAAAAGCAGCUCAAUCCUCCACCGCCCAAGAAGUUGUGUGUAGAAUCUAAUCUUCCAAAAGAGCCCCAGUUGUUAGGAAAUUCUAAAGAUCCUUAUGACUUCACAGCCAUAGAUCCAAGAACAUUGCAGAAGCAAGGUCCAGUAUUAAACUCCAGCCAUAAGUCAGGAUCUAAAUCUAAAUCCAAAUCUUCAUCAAAUAUGAACCGCAACAAAUCAAAAGACAAUUUACCGGGGUCUAAAAGUCCCGCGCAGACAAACAGUGCUAUUCCAGCAGCCAGUGCAGGUGUGCCACCACUGAAGCGGAAACGUAGUGGUGGCGCACUGACCAAUUCUAGUCCUUCCUCUCUCACAGCGGCGGCAGCCCCUGUCCUUACCACAGUCAGUAUAAACAACACAUCCUCUGGUCUCACUGCAAUAGCCAUUCCCAGUGUUAAUCUAAGUAAUGCUACUCUAAGCCAUUUCAAUGCAAACCUCUCUGCCGCUGGUGGGAAAAAUGCCAAGAACAAUGUUUAUAAGGAUGUUGGGUUUGUGGUGACCAAUCUCGACUCAGCUCUUGUGAACGGACAAUAUAUGAUUACUAAUGCUCAUCAAUCACAGUCUCUGGAUGAAAAGUCGCUACAGCAAGCACAUGUGAUAAACAGUAAAAAUAGUCCAAAGAUUCUUAACCUGGAAACCAUACAAGGUUUACAGAAAGGCCCUCAUAAUCUCAUCAGUAUGCCGCCAUUAUUACUCGAUGGAUCUACAUGUAUGCAGCCUGUUACUGCUGUCUUGACCCCUGUUUCCCUAGCAACGACCCUUGGCAAUCAGAUUGUGUCAGUGGGAAGCACUACUUCUCUGGCUCCAUCUAAUCUGAAUUCAGCCAACAACAUUAGGGCAGGAGCAGCAGGUAGUCCACAGGUGGUCAAUUCGCUCCACAAUGGAUUAGUGCAGUCUUCCUCAGACAAACUGGUUAACAACAGGCACAACUUACUACAUCAUAAAAAGCCAGUGCAUUCCCAAUCAGCUGGUCAUGGUAUGCUUGGCAACACAGUGAUAGCAACCAGCACUGGUCCCCAGGUCAGCCAGAUCUAUGCCACUCAUCUCCUCAAACCAGGCAAUCUUCUGAUCGGCAAACCCUCCAGCAAGUUUGCUGUACCAACGGGGUCAUUAACCUUGAAUGUGGCUAGUCUAGGGAUGUCGGGGGUUGGUCAGCAGCCCACACUAUAUAUAGCCAGCAAUGAAGACGUGUCACAGCAACAGGUGGUUAGUUCUCCUAGUCAUAUGACAUAACAGCAACUUAAGGAGGUGUCCAUACAGUGUCCAAGCAUACAGUGUUUCCAUAAACUGCAGCUAUCUGUAGCCAAUAGCCACUGCUCUGCAGUAUAUUCAACAUAUGACCUAGAUUAAGAUCUGACUGUUCAUUUUACUCUUUGGGGUGGUUCUAUCCUUAAUGCACCCGUCAUUCUCAUGGAUACAAAGAUUUGAACACUGACAUGAAUUUUAAUUAUUGUAUCUGUACACACUUUCUCUCUCAAGAUUGUCAAAAGAUUCACACAUAUUCCCACUUCAGUACAGUAUAUUAACAUUUCAUUGUCAAACUUGAUCCAGGAUAUUUUUAUUUGGAGGUUUGAUUCAUAUAGUACAAAGCAAUUAUAUUAAGUUAGCAUUUUUUCACACAAGCUCCAGAUGAUUUUUUAUACAGGAAUUCAAAAUUGUAAUGUACACUUAAGUAUAAAAUAUUUUCUUAGUCCUAUCUUCCAUAUUACCUUAUUUGGUAAACUUGAACAAAGGGUUUGAAGGAGGGGGGCACAAUUGCAUAUUUCUUGGUCUUUCAGGCAAGCCAUAAUUGAAUUCUUUUUAGAUGCAAAAAAGGCAGCAUAUCUUCCUUUGGCCCCAAUUGUUUGAUUGAUGUCUUGAUUUUUUAUGUAUUACAUGUAUCAGUUGACUAUCUCUGAAUCUCUGAUUAAAUUAAAAAAAAAAUUAAGGCAAUGGAAGGAGUUUGUUAUGCUUGUCAGAAAGUCCAAAGAGAAUGCUGCAGAUCUGCAAAAUUUGUUUGUAUCCAUUUGCAAAUAUGAACUUUGCCAUUUUCCAUUUCUGUACAGAAUAAUGCAUGGUCAUUAUGUUGCCCAUAGAUUUUGAUUGCAAACAUGUGGCUAUGGCUCAGGUUAUAUAAACUCAAGCACACAAAAUGCUCCCAAAAAUUUUGUCACUUGUUAAUAUGCAUGUAAUCCAUAUGUGCUAUAACUUUAACGAUGGCUGAAAUGCAAUGUAAUUAAUUAACCUAGAUUUUACUAUGUAUUUAAAUGAACUGUUUAAGUUCUCAGUACUCAAAUGAUUUUGACAGUAAAUGGAUAUGCAUUUUGAAUAAUUAACUUGUGUAAAUUUAACAUUAACAUAAUGUAUUUGAUUAUCUUACCAUUUUCAUCCCAGGUUUGAUUUUUCUCAUUUCAUUGCAGCAAUUUCAUAUGAACCAAGACAUUUUAUAUUAGUUUUGAAAUGUGUGAAAGAUUUGUGAACUAGCAUGCAUUAACACCAAAUUUGCAAAAAUUUUGAAAUACUUUGAAUCAAAAUAAUAUGCUCAUUUGAUUACCAAGCAUUUUUAUUUUUAUUUCACUUUUGGGUUGUAAAACCAUUUUUUAAUUUGAAUUUAUGUGCAGUUCAUUACCAAGCAUUUUUCUUUCAUCCAAAGCCAAUCCUCUACAUUUUUGUUUUGAUUUGGUUGUUAAUAACAUUACAUAAAUUAACAAUGAGCCAGCAAUUACAUGUAAAUGAAUUGUAAUAAGCUUUUGAAGAUGUAUACCCCCAAGGUUGAACAUCCAUUUUCCAUUUUUGAUCUGCCAAACUAUAGCUGUAUACUAUACAGAGAUAGACUGUAUUAGGUCAUUUUGACAAAUUAAGAUCAAAUCUGACAGUUCUAUGGGGGGCCUUAUGUUUCACAGUACCAUCUGGAUUUGUUCUUUUUUUUUAUUUUAAAGAAUUGAUUGAUGAAAAGUUAACUCUUGUAAGCUUCAGUAAUUUUCCUUGUAUAUUAUUUCGGUGACAGUGCUUAACAAAAGUGUUGAUAGAGGGAGGGCUGUCUUACUCAUUCCCUCCUAUAUUGUCUGUGAUAUUGGUGUAUUCCAUGUAGUUGAUGAUACUGAUAACAUGAAUUCAGAAAUAUGUAUGAUGUGGGGAGAAUGGGCAGAAAUUUCUGUUGUAAAUAUGUAUUCAUUAUUUAUGAAGCACACACAACUUUAUUAUAAAAAUUGUUUAUAGUAAUAUAUUGGUUUGUUUUUGCAUAAUGUCAUUCUUUGUUUGUUGAGGUACACUGAAAGGGGAAAAAUUUGUAAAUUUUAACAACGAUAUAUUGUAUUGUGAUACCCUGAACUGGAAUUGAGGAAAAGAAAUCGAGUCUCUACUGUGCCUCCCUAGAAAUAUACAUUUGCAUUGUACAAAUGGUGAUUGUGCCAAAAUGAGGAUUUUUGAAGAAAUUUUAUCAAUAAUUUUCUGAAUUCAAAGAAAUUGUUUCUUUUUAUAUCACUUAAAUUGAAAAGAGACCUUGCUUUGGGUAUUAAAGUCUGUAUGUAAUUUUCUAACUUUCUUAAUUGCUGACCUAAAGCUUUUGGUUUUUGCCUAUCAUUUCUGAUUGUUUGCUGCAGAAUCUUUACUUGCAAUGCUAUAGAGUAUAUAAAAUUUGGCAGGAUCUAAAUAUUUUUUUUACAUGUAGCAAUACAGUAGGUAUAUCAGUUAAAUAGUUUUUAUCCCUAUUAAUGUUCCCUCAGUUCAAAUUCAGAAAUUAAAUGUCCACUCUCAUUAGAUACUCUAUGGUUGAUUUUCCUGUUUUUCUUAUGAAAACUGCUGAAUGUCUCAGAAUUGGUAACUCACUUUAAAUAUUAUACAUGUACGUGUGUACUGAUGGGAUACUGUUUAUGGGUUUGUAGGCAUGAAUAUAUGAUAAUCUUUUUCUGGGGCAGUAAAAGUGAUCCUUUAAGUGUUGUUUAUAUACCUUUCCUGUGCUUUAUAUAAUUGAUAAAUAAAAAAAUCCUCAAAUAUUCUGAAGGAACUCAGCAUAUCUACAUAAUUAUGUACAGUAUAUCAAAAUGUCCUUGAAGCAUUAAAAUGUGUUUUCACAUAUACACAAUAUCGGGGGAAAUUAUAGCACACUUUUUGCAAAUUCGGAGUCCAGCUAACUGCAGAGUCUUGUUAUUAGAUACUAUGCCUUUGGCUCUGAUAAAUAGCAGCUUUUCCAAUAUGAAGCAUAAUGAGUAGGUUUUCUAAUUAAUUUCAUUGUCUGAUCUCCCUUUUUUCAUCCCAUCUUGUUGAAUCUUGUCAAAUUUCAUCAUUGCAUUAUAAUGUUAUAUGUGUAAGAUAAGUAAACUCUGGUUUCUGCUUUGGUGAAGUAUGAUUUUUUCACAACACAUUAAUUAACAAAUUCAUGUAUUAUAUGUACAUGUAUAAUUAUGUUUAAUGUAAAUAACACUGUUUAACAUCAUGUGCAAGAAACACCUGCAAUUCAUGGUAAAGUGUCCAUGCUUUUCUUUCAACAUGUUAUAGAAUACUGUAGAAGAAUUUUUUCUGCAUGGUACUGAUAUAUGCUAUGUAUGUCACAAAUUUUCGACAGAAAUUUGUCCAAGCAUACUUAAAGUACAUGUAAGGCAUACAAGGGCAAUCUAAGAAAUCUGAAUUUUUUUGUGGAUUAAAUAGAAAUUGCAAUUCCAUGGAAAUAUGACCCUGUGGGAAAAAGUUCAUUUGCAAUAUUCUCAACUUGAUUUUUUUUUUAAAAUUAUUGUGAUCACAUCUUACCCUUUCUUCAUAUUCAAGAAAUAAAAAGUAGUGGAAAUGUUAGAAAACAUAUGCUCACAUCUCAGGUAGAAUACUGAAAAUCAGACAUGCUGUUAUUCUUGCUAAAAGUGAAAUGUGUCCUUAAUUAGACCACUGUAUUGUUUUAACAGCAGUUCUUUCUAGAUUCUAGCCAGAUUGUAGUUUUUAAUGAAUUUGUGUUCAGGACUUACAAUGUAGAUGAAUCACGCAAUGUUCAAUUCCUAUUUAGCAAGUACUUGAAAGUAACUUGUAUAUUCAUGACAGAAUUCAAGCAAACUUGGUCAAAUGGCCCCCCAUUGUUUGAAUAAACGCUGUGGUAAUUCAUUGAUCACAUUUCAUUUAUCACAUAACUAAUAAGUCACAUAUCUAAUUUUUCAAACACAUUCAUUAUUCAUUUCCAUUAAUAUUAAUAAUUGUAUUAUUUUGUGUCAUAGAUAACCAUCAUUUGUGAAGCAAAGCUUUCACUCUGGGAGAUGAAAUAUUGACAAGGCAAUUACAUUGUGUUAUCACUCAUCUGUUGAUUAUUGUAUAGUGUAUUCCAUCUGUUGAAUUUUGAUAAUCUUUGUUACAUGUACCUCUUGGAAAAUUGUCAUCUGUACAUAUAAGUUAUUUUUCAUUUUUGAUAUCUGAAUGUUUCUGUUAUGGACUUGUUUUUUUUAACACAAUUUGAGAAUGGGUUAUGAAAGCUGCCAAAGAGAGUGAGAGAAGUGACUAAUUAAUGUUUUGUUCCUUGUACAAUAAGUACAAUUUAUGGAGCAAUAAAGGUGUAUUACCAAUAUAAGAUUAA